AUGAGCCGUCUCGAAAAAUUUCACUUCACAUCGAGGGUCAAUAGCGAUAUUGACGUGAGACAGCUUCCAGCUGAGAAUUUCUCUAAUGAUGAUAAGGAUUCCUUCAACAUCGAAGAAGAUGAUGGCGACAAUGGACGAGCACUCUGUGAAGCAGAUAAUGAGGAAGAAGAUGAGGCCACGAGAGCGGCUUUGCAAAGCAAAUAUAAUUUCAGCAAACCAUUUUUCGACGAUGGUGAAGAUGCUGGUUAUUAUUUUGAAUUAAAUAGUGAGAGUAAUAAUGAGGAAGAAAAUGAUGAUAUGGGUGCGAUGUUUCCUGAUGAUGAUGAUACUGGUUAA
Acaulospora colombiana is the source of this 336-nucleotide messenger RNA. The record is from the annotation of a GenBank genome assembly. NCBI's taxonomy places the organism in Eukaryota, Fungi, Glomeromycota, Glomeromycetes, Diversisporales, Acaulosporaceae.